AUGGAAUCAGCUGCCACGGAUGAGAAGCCCAAACAGAUAGCUUCGUUCUCUGCUCCACCACUACCACCACCACCACAACCGCCCCCUCCCUCCCAACAACAAAACCAACAUCCACAACAGCCUCCGCCGCUGCAACAACCGCAGCAGCAACAGCAACAGCCUCCGGGACCCUCUCGCCCAUUGCCUCCGCCGGAGCACUCCCACACCCUCCCGCCUCCCCGCUCCCAGUUUGAGCCUUGGAGCCGUCCGUAUCCUCCUUUCGAAGGCGCAAAUGCUGAUCAGCGCGGCCAUCCCGUAUUCAACGGUCCACCCCGAGAAGGGUCGCAUCACCCGCAGGAUAUGUAUUCCCGGCCCCCCAGUAUAUCUGGGCCCCCAAGAACCCACUCCGAUCCCUCAUUUCGCCCUAUAAACGGCAAUUCCCACGAGCCUUCUUCCUCCAGUCUCCCGCCCACUCCCACCACCGAGUAUCGCCCUUCCUUCCCCUAUGGCCCUCCCAGCGACGGUCAUGGGAACGGCGAGCCACCUCGCGGCCUACAGAUGAUGCCUCCUCCCCCGCCGACUCCGGACGGUAUUCCAAUACAUCGACCCUACGGGUCUGGCGCGCACAUGCCUCCCGGUGCCGCUGCGUACGAUGCAGGCUAUUACUUCGCGCAGGCCAAUGUUCCUUAUAGCCAGCGGCAGCGGAGAACUACCAGAGCACAACAGGCUUGCGAUCAAUGUCGAGCGCGAAAAGCCAAGUGUGACGAAGGUCGGCCUUCCUGUGGGCAUUGUAAAGAUAGUAAUGUUCAGUGUGUCUAUAAAGAUGUUCCUCCCCAUAAGCACGAGAGAUCGACUCAGAUAUUACUCGAGAGGCUUCAACAGAUCGACGAUCGAUUCGACAAAUUUGAGAACAUUGAGAAGAUCGACGAGGUCGUAAAGCUGCUCAAGGCACAUACCGACAAGCUCGACGCUCUCCUAGGAAGGGCGAACCGAACAAAGCCUUCAAGUUCACUCUCUGAUCCGGAGCUGAAACAGCCGGUUCAAAAUGCCGCUACUCCUCAGCAGGGAAAGGGUGCCGAGAUGGAACCCGUGAAGCUAUCCGAAAAGCUGGCUAGCGACGCUGUCAAGCAGGAGCAAGGGGACAUCCAAGUUGAGGCUGACGACGACGAACUCUCCAUCCCGAUCGAGCACACAACCGCAGCGCACAAACUGCUUCUGUGGCCAUCAAUACAGAAGCUUAUACCCGACAGGAUCGAUGACGACUAUGUUAUGCGACUGGAGGAGUCGCGCGGUCCCAUUCGGCCCUAUGGUCGCGGCGAGGGAGGCGGCAGCAUUCGCACCAGUGUAUAUCCCCUCAGCCCCAUCGUCAGCUCGUCGAGUCCACGCGAUGAAGAUAUGUUUCAGUUUUGCGGCUCGGGGUGGGGAACAGGCUUUGAGAUAUUCCAAGGGAACAGUGUGUCCAAGAUUCCCAAGGAGCGCCAGAUCGGAGGACUCAACAGUGCCGGCGCACUCGAUCUCGAUGUGGAUGUGGUGUACGCAUAUCACAAGAGUUAUAUGGAAAACAUGCACAUCCUCCAUCCGUUCCUCAGGUCCACCGAUCUCGCAAUCAUGGUCAAAGAUUUUGUCAAUGCAUACAGUCCUCCCAAAAGGGGCCAUUUUGCUGCUCCUCCCUUCGGCCACAUCGUAGCCAACGAUUCGAUGAACACUUUGAACAGAUCUCAAAAACGGAAACGAUCCGUCGAUGUCGCAUCCGGCUAUACCGAACUCGAAUCCCCAGGCUCUGACCACAGUAUGGGCGCCAGUUGUCCUCCGAUUCAACGAUCUAUGGACAAUGCGAUUGUCCUUCUCGUCUUGGCCCUCGGUGCCAUUUGCUCGUGGAAAAUGGAGCUGCCAGGUCCCAUCCCGGACCCGCCAAGUAAAUUACCAUACGUGACCUCCGCCGUGUCGCCUGUCACCAUGGAUUCGGCCAUGCCUUCAACAAACGCAUUCCGUUCUCCCACGAGUCGCUCUCCGAAUAAUAUCCAGGGCUGGAAACGAUCCGGGAGCUAUUCCGGCAGCGAUCAUUCCGACCCUAACCUCAAGAACAUGGAUGUUAUUCCUGGAAUGGCAUAUUAUGCUCUUGCGUCUGAUAUUUUGGGUAACCUCCAGGGUGGAAAUGACCUUGCACACGCGCAGGGGUGUCUUCUUGCUGCGCUGUACACAGGGCAGCUCGCUCACCCUUUUGCCAGUCAUGGGUGGAUUAGUCAAGCAGCUCGAGCUUGUCAAGUUUUGGUUCGAGCGCGGAGCUUUGAGGUGAUGCCCGAUGGCCCACGCAAGGACUUGAUCACUUUUGCGUUCUGGACGUGUCUGCAACUUGAAAGUGAUAUCCUCGCUGAGCUUGACCUCCCUGCCAGUGGCAUCAGCCGAUUGGAAGGCCGCAUGGAGUUUCCCAAGGCAGUCUUCGCCCACUCGAUCCCGAAUGAGAUCGAGGCACCAGAUACGCUGAUGAUGAUGUAUUACUCGGCCCAGAUUCAUUUAAGAAAGGUCUUGAAUCGCGUGCAUACGAAUUUGUAUAAAACCGAGAAAACAGCCAACGGCGAAAAGAGGACGCGAUGGACAACUACGAUUCAAGAAGCCUUGAGCGACAUGCUGGAAUAUUGGCGGAGUGGUUUGCCAAAAGCCAUGCAAUGGGACGACUCAGACCCACCAGCGAGGGACAUUAAUAUAGCUCGGAUGCGCGGUAAAUACUAUGGAGCCAGAUACAUCAUUCAUCGACCACUGUUGCAUCAUGCUCUGCACCCCAUGAUAGCGAAGACCCACAGCACCGGCCCAGCGGAAUCGCCUGCGCCCUCAGUCGUGUCGAGCGCAAAUUCGCAAAUCUCGCCCGCCCUGGCGCAUGUGCAACAAGUUGAAAAUAUCGAUCGCUGGUCCGGGGAGAUGCCCCCACCACCCCGGAUAACCUCCAGCCAGGAUCCUCCGCAACCUCCGUUCGAGAAGGAUUUGGAUCCUAAACUACAUGCUGCUUGCGUAGCGUGCAUUGAGGCUGCGAUGCAUAGCACCGUCGCUUUUGAUAAUGUUGAAGGACGACCUAUCGUGACGAAUAUUUUUGGAACUGCUCACGCGCAAUUCGGAAAUAUUCUCGUCCUUGCCGCAACGUAUACAUCUCGACUUUCAAAUUUUGUCGAUCGAAAGAGACUCGGCGAACUCAUCGAUCGGACAAUCAAAUUUCUUCUUCAUAGCAGACACAUAUCUCCCAGUCUCCGAAAAGACGCAGAGAUCCUCACUCAGAUCCGCCAGAAGCUCUUCGAACAACACGGCGUCAACAACACCAGCUUUUCAUCUAGUGACGGGUGAACUAUGGAACUCAUCUUCAUUUAUCCUUUCUAUACUUACCAG
Coccidioides immitis RS is the source of this 3354-nucleotide messenger RNA. RefSeq names its product C6 zinc finger domain-containing protein. Lineage: Eukaryota; Fungi; Ascomycota; Eurotiomycetes; Onygenales; Onygenaceae. The record is from RefSeq and is a predicted model, not a curated record. Bases 1 to 3312 code for a protein of 1103 amino acids. The transcript has 7 exons. Gene Ontology annotation, biological process: regulation of DNA-templated transcription. Gene Ontology annotation, molecular function: DNA-binding transcription factor activity, RNA polymerase II-specific; zinc ion binding.